CCACGAUUCGGCCCCUUACAUCAUGACUUCGUCGUUAUUGGCCCCCGAGGCCUUGGCCACGAGUUUGUCGGCCGUGACCACGCCCCAGGGUGGGGUGCAUUCCGCCUUGCUCCUCACGGCCGAAGGUCAAGUCAUGGGUUACUCGCGCAAUCUCAACUUAAGCACGGCCGCCUUCAAGGCCGGCCUCAUGGCCACCCUUUGGCGAGCCGAGCUCAGUGCGGCUCAAUCUGCCAGAAAUGACGGGCUCGAAAUGGGCCCGUUGGAGCAUGUGCUCAUUGAGAAUGAUGAAGGCUUCGUGGCCUUAGCCGCUUGCUCGAAUUUUGUGGUGGGUCUUGAGGCUUCGAGUCACGUGCAAUUGGGGAUGUUGAAGAAAAAAGCGUUGGUCUUGGCCCAAGCAUUGGCCCAGCCACUCAAGUUGGCUACGCCCCUCUCUUGGAAUGGACAGGCCUCGUAAGGAUCAUUAGUGAGAUCGAUUGGAUCAUUUUACUCUUUGUCGCCGAUGAAGGCUGAACGGGCCAAUUGGUUCAUUAUUCGUUUGUGUCGAGUAGUUCGCGCUUCACCCGAUAAAGAUAUCGCCAAUAUUGAUGUAGGUAUGAGGUUUCUACCAGUAAAUUCAUUGAUUAUGAUAAAUUGUCAAUUUGAAAUGAAUCAAAUAUAUUCAUGCUGAGCCUUGAAA
Molecule: messenger RNA, 676 nt
Organism: Tigriopus californicus
Lineage: Eukaryota; Metazoa; Arthropoda; Copepoda; Harpacticoida; Harpacticidae
Gene: Lamtor2
Biological process (GO): positive regulation of TOR signaling; cellular response to amino acid stimulus
Cellular component (GO): Ragulator complex
Molecular function (GO): molecular adaptor activity; guanyl-nucleotide exchange factor activity
Source: RefSeq, a predicted model, not a curated record